Messenger RNA from Fraxinus pennsylvanica, 522 nucleotides. NCBI's taxonomy places the organism in Eukaryota, Viridiplantae, Streptophyta, Magnoliopsida, Lamiales, Oleaceae. The record is from the annotation of a GenBank genome assembly.
AUGCAGCAAGACGGCGUUGAAACUGGCAGCUUCGAGGCUGAAGCUAUUAAGGAACAAGAAGGAAGUGCCGGUGCUUCGCCUCUGUGUCGGAUUGAACCCUCUUCAAGAAAUAUCUCAACUCAAAGCGGAGGUUAUCUUGGUUGCUGUGUUAAAUCACAACCAAUUAUUGCGGUGGAUGAACCAUCAAAAGGAUUGAGAAUUCAAGGACAAGUGGUGAAGAAACCAAGUAUUUCAGAAGAUUUUUGGAGUACCAGCACAUGUGAUAUGGAAAACAGCCAAGUUAAAUCUCAGAGAAGCUUAUCAUCGAUUAGUUUAUCAAAUCAGAGCCUCAAUCAGUACAGUGGCACUGGAAGCACAAGCAACUGUUUUGAGUUUAUAAAUCAUGUUGGAAUGCAAAUUAUGAAAGCUUAUUGGGCACUAGCAAGCGUUUCCCUCAGCCAAUUCCUCUCUCUGAAAUGGUCGAGUUUCUUGUGGAUAUAUGGGAACAAGAGGGAUUGUAUGGUUGAGAAAGAUGGUUGGUGA